GGCCUGCUGUCCCUUAUCUGCACAGACAGCUCCUGUUUUGACCUGUCCAUCAUGGCGGCUCCAGUUACGCCUGUGGUCUCCGCUCAGUGGCUAGCUAAAGCUGUCAUAAGCAAACUCGUAGGUCCGAAACUCCGCAUCCUGGACAGCUCCUGGUAUCUACCGAAAACCAACCGGGUCGCUAGAGAGGAGUUCAACCAGAAGCACAUCCCCGGAGCCUCGUUUUUCGACAUAGAUGACUGCUGCGAUAAGAGCUCCCAGUAUGACCACAUGCUGCCGACCUCCAGCGACUUCUCCCGGUAUGUGGGAGACCUCGGCAUCGGGAACGACACCCACGUUGUAGUCUACGACACCAGCGACUUCGGCUCCUACACCGCGCCUCGUCUGUGGUGGAUGUUCCGGGUGUUCGGGCACGGCUCGGUGUCGGUGCUUGACGGAGGGUUGAAGAACUGGCUGGCUGAGGGUCACCCGGUGACCUCCGACUGCAGCAAGCCGGAGCGUAGAGACUUCCAGGCGGAGCUCAAUCAGUCCUGGGUGAAGAGCUUUGAAGAUGUGAUGGAGAACAUCAAGACCAAGAAGGUCCAGGUGGUGGACUCCAGGUCUUCUGGCAGGUUCCAGGGAACCGAACCAGAACCAAGAGAAGAUGUUCUGCCCGGGCAUUUCCCCGAAACCAUAAACAUGCCUUUUACCUCUUUCCUGGAUUCGACUGGAAAGCACCACGGCCCUGAGACCCUGGCCCAGCUCUUCAAGGAGGCCGGAGUGGAUCUAAAGAAGCCUCUGUGGGCUUCCUGUGGUUCUGGAGUCACUGCUUGUCAUGUGAUUCUUGCAGCUUACAGGCUUGGGUAUUCUGGGGUUGGUCUCUAUGAUGGAUCCUGGGGGGAAUUUUUCAAAAGAGCUCCUCCAGAGUACAUCAUUUCAGAGGGGGAGGGAAAGAAGGAGUGAUAACCUGGUGCAAAUAAAUUAGGUCAAUUUCUGAAGGAGCGGCAUUUGUUUUCGCUGCCAAGAAUAGCCUCAUAUUAUGGGAUUUAUGC
Cyprinodon variegatus (sheepshead minnow) is the source of this 1028-nucleotide messenger RNA. RefSeq names its product 3-mercaptopyruvate sulfurtransferase-like. Gene Ontology annotation, biological process: transsulfuration. Bases 52 to 939 code for a protein of 295 amino acids. The transcript is spliced from 2 exons. Gene Ontology annotation, cellular component: mitochondrion. Lineage: Eukaryota; Metazoa; Chordata; Actinopteri; Cyprinodontiformes; Cyprinodontidae. Gene Ontology annotation, molecular function: thiosulfate-cyanide sulfurtransferase activity. The record is from RefSeq and is a predicted model, not a curated record.